This is a messenger RNA of Hyalella azteca, 2296 nucleotides long. Its product is annotated as neuronal acetylcholine receptor subunit alpha-7. Gene Ontology annotation, molecular function: transmembrane signaling receptor activity; acetylcholine-gated monoatomic cation-selective channel activity. Gene Ontology annotation, cellular component: postsynaptic membrane; synapse; neuron projection. Lineage: Eukaryota; Metazoa; Arthropoda; Malacostraca; Amphipoda; Hyalellidae. The record is from RefSeq and is a predicted model, not a curated record. Gene Ontology annotation, biological process: regulation of membrane potential; nervous system process; chemical synaptic transmission. Bases 302 to 1933 code for a protein of 543 amino acids. The transcript is spliced from 10 exons.
UGGCUGUAAAAUUUUCAUGAAACGUAGUUUAGAUUGGAUACAUGUAGAUAAGAGUUAGUAGUGAUGGUAGAUCUCCACAUUUUAGUAUUAACAUGAAUGUGAUGAUUAGUGUUAGAACAUGCGAAGCGGUGGAUGUGCAAGCUUGCACGCUGUAGGAAGUUGAGUAAGCAGAUAACAGAAAAAUGUGCUAAAGCGAAGAAAGAAGAGAGAAAGAGAGGAGAGGGAUAGAAAGGAGCAGGAAAGAAAGGAAACAGAAAGAAAGGAGAAAAGAAGAAAGCACGGAGUAUUUUUCCAUCCCAAGAUGUCACUUCUUUUCUGCUGGAGCUUUGCGGUUGCCUUCUACGCUCUUUGUAUGCAAGGGGCGUUUAGCGGGAAGCACGAGAAGCGCCUGCUGGACGAUUUGCUCAGGAACUACAACAACCUCGAGCGGCCGACCAGAAAUGAAACAGAAACAGUCGUCGUGAAACUCGGCCUCACGCUUCAGCAGAUCAUAGAUGUGGAUGAGAAGAACCAGAUUCUCACAACGAACGUCUGGCUCAAUCUGGAGUGGACGGACCACAACCUCCAGUGGAACGAAUCCGAUUACGGCGGAGUGUCCGACCUGCGGAUUCACCCGAAAUACGUGUGGACGCCGGACAUUUUAAUGUACAACAGCGCGGACGAGUUGUUCCUGAGCACGUAUCCUACAAACGUGGUGGUGGAGGACAGCGGCAAGUGCACACACAUCCCACCAGGGAUCUUCAUGUCCACGUGCAAGAUAGACAUCACUUGGUACCCCUUCGACGACCAGUACUGUGACAUGAAGUUCGGCUCCUGGACCUAUGAUGAGUCCAAGAUCGACUUGCAGCUGCAGAGCGAGGAUGGCGGCGACACAAGCGGCUAUAUCCCAAAUGGCGAGUGGGACUUGAAAGGCGUCCCCGGUGAGAGAACAUCAAACCAGUACACUUGCUGCCCUGAAGUCUACGUCGACGUUACCUUCAAGAUUCAUUUGAGACGUCGAACUCUUUACUACUUCAGCAAUCUCAUCAUGCCAUGCGUUUUGAUUUCUUCAAUGGCCCUCCUUGGCUUCACUCUACCUCCCGAUUCUGGAGAAAAGCUCACGCUCGGGGUCACUAUUCUCCUGUCGCUUACUGUUUUCCUAAACAUUGUCACCGAGAAUAUCCCUGAGACGUCAGAAGCAGUGCCUCUUAUAUCCACGUAUUUUAACUGCAUCAUGUUCAUGGUGGCAUCAUCGGUGGUUCUGACUGUGGUGGUACUAAACUACCACCACAGAAGCCCUACCACUCAUACCAUGCCUGACUGGGUAAGUUCUUCCGACCACCGCUGGGCUGGAGGUACUGCAAGCACCCCUUCGUCGUCAAGAGACUUCAGAAGCGACCUCGAGAGGAACACGUCCAGGACCACGCGAUACGUCGAGCCUAUACCGCGAUGGGUGCGGACUGUUUUACUUCAGUGGCUCCCAUGGCUAUUGAGAAUGCAGCGGCCGCGCAAGAAAAUUACCAGAAAAACCAUCGCCUUGAGCAACAAGAUGAAAGAGUUGGACUUGAAAGAAAAGUCUUCCAAAUCUCUAUUGGCAAAUGUACUUGACAUCGACGACGACUUUCGACAAAUUCGUACACUUUCUUCCACUCCGACUUCUUCACAUAACGGCGGCUACACGAGGCUACUAGGCAGAUCUUACGAAGAGGGAGGCAUGCCAUCAUCUCAGAGUUCUUAUUGUUUCAAUAACACCAAAGAGUUACAAAACAUAUUAAAGGAGCUUCGAUUUAUUACUGGGAGCAUGAAACAAGAUGAAGAAAAUAAUGAAGUAGUGAUGGAUUGGAAGUUUGCAGCUAUGGUCGUCGAUAGAUUCUGCUUGAUAACUUUUACUCUGUACACGAUCAUCUCGACAAUUGUUGUGAUAAUCACGGCACCGCAUAUUUUUGUUGCUUGAUCUCUAAUAGAGCUGAAAGCUGCGGUGUUCUGCCACAUAAUUUUACAUAUGAGUGAAGAAAAAACACGUUUGUCCUCUCCUUAUAAGCAAUUUUAUUCCGCACGAAAUUAGUUACUUCGUGUGUAACAAUUCAAUAUCUUUUACUCUUUUACUCGAUAUAACUGACAAAAGUGAGUGAGAACGGGUUGUUACUUCUCUCAGACUGACUUGGGUUGUUUUCAGAGAUAUUACAUGUAUUCGUAAGUACCCCACGUGUUGAUGAUGACGUCCAAUACAUCAUUUUCCAACGAAGGCUCUAACAUUUCAUCGCUAUACACCAGUCGGAAUAAUAUUUUAACAUCCCCCUUCACAUAUACCUCUUUC